UUACCUCCUGUGAUUUUGAAUCCCUGUGCCUCUGGACUUUGUCCCACAACCUCACUCACAUCGACUGGUCCGUGGUGUCACCACAGCUGCUACAGGGAGCAAAAAUGGAGAAGAUUCCUCCAACCGACCACUCUGUGGGGACCUCUGAUGGGCACUUUCUUCUUCUAAGCACCACGUCAGCAGCCGGUCCCACUGGUAGAUGUGAAUACCACCUAACCAGUCCCGUCUUACCUGGAAGCAACAGACAGUGCAUCUUGCAGGUGGCUCUGUAUGACACCCGACCAACUCAAGGAAACCUGACAAUCCUGAUCAAACCAAUUAUGUCGGAUUUACCAAAUCGCUCUGAGACAUUCAGCCACAGGAGACGGGAUGACCGCAG
Oryzias melastigma (Indian medaka) is the source of this 379-nucleotide messenger RNA. RefSeq names its product MAM and LDL-receptor class A domain-containing protein 1. NCBI's taxonomy places the organism in Eukaryota, Metazoa, Chordata, Actinopteri, Beloniformes, Adrianichthyidae. Gene Ontology annotation, cellular component: membrane. The record is from RefSeq and is a predicted model, not a curated record.